AGCAUGGACUUCGCCCGCCUCUGGCUAGGGCUGCUCCUGCCUUUGGUGGCCGCGCUGGAUUUCAGCUACCACCACCAGGAAGAGAUGGAAGCGUUUUUGAAGAACGUUGCCCAGAACUACAGUUCCGUCACCCACUUACACAGUGUCGGGAGGUCGGUGCAAGGCAGAAACCUGUGGGUUCUUGUUGUGGGACGCUCACCAAAGGAACACAGAAUUGGGAUUCCAGAGUUCAAAUACGUGGCAAACAUGCACGGAGAUGAGACUGUCGGGCGGGAACUGCUGCUACAUUUAAUUGAAUAUCUCGUAACCAGCGACGGAAAAGACCCUGAAAUCACCAGGUUAAUCAAUAGUACCCGGAUCCACAUCAUGCCUUCAAUGAACCCAGAUGGAUUCGAAGCUGUCAGAAAGCCUGACUGUUUUUACACUAACGGAAGGGAAAAUAAUAACUUCUAUGACCUGAAUAGAAAUUUCCCCGAUGCUUUUGAAUUUAAUAAUGUAUCAAGGCAGCCUGAAACUGUGGCAAUCAUGGAGUGGCUGAAAACAGAGACAUUUGUCCUCUCUGCAAACCUCCACGGUGGUGCCCUGGUGGCCAGUUACCCAUUUGAUAAUGGUGUUCCAGCAACUGGGACAUUGCACUCCCGGAGCUUAACCCCUGAUGAUGAUGUUUUUCAAUAUCUUGCCAAUUCCUACGCUUCCAGAAAUGUCAACAUGAAGAAAGGAGAUCAGUGUAAAAGCAAAAUGAACUUUCCCAAUGGGAUUACAAAUGGAUACUCUUGGUACCCGCUCAAAGGUGGGAUGCAAGAUUAUAACUACAUCUGGGCGCAGUGCUUUGAAAUUACGUUGGAGCUGUCGUGCUGUAAAUACCCUCGCGAGGAGAAGCUUCCGCUCUUCUGGGAGUCUAACAAAGCCUCGCUGGUUGAAUACAUAAAACAGGUGCACCUAGGUGUAAAGGGUCAAGUUUUUGAUCAUAAGGGAAAUCCAUUACCCAAUGUAAUUGUAGAAGUCCAAGACAGAAAACAUAUCUGCCCCUAUAAAACCAACAAAUUUGGAGAAUAUUACCUUCUUCUCUUGCCUGGGUCAUAUACGUUAAAUGUUACAGUCCCUGGACAUGAGCCACACCUCACAAAGGUGAUUAUUCCAAAAAAAUCCCAGGACUUCAGUGCUCUUAAAAAGGAUAUUUUACUUCCACUCCAAGGGCAAUUGGAUUCUAUCCCAGUAUCAAAUCCUCCAUGUCCUAUGAUUCCUCUAUACAGAAUUUUGCCAAGCCACUCAGCUGCAACAAAGCCUUGCCUGUUCUUAUUUUUAGUGACUCUUUUUCACAUAUUGUUCAAAUAAAGCAAAAUGUGAAACUCAACCCCAUCACCACCUGGAAUCAGGGAUCACUCAUGCCAGGUUACUGCAAAUCUAACUCCCUCCGUGGGACAACUGGACAAACUCCACUGUCCUUCCCUAAGAAGAUAAAUGGUUGUUUCCAAAUCCUGCAACAAGCAAUGUGCGGUGAUAACGAAAGGAAUGAUUUAGUCUUGAUGAUGAAUGGAAGACACCCACCUAUCCAGUACUGCCCACUUACACUGAAUUUUAAAGUUGUCUUAAAAAUCUGUAAGAAGUUAAACUUGAGAAGCAAAAAUGAAGUUCCUGCAAGAAAAAAAAAGAAGCUAAUUCUGUAUAGAGUGAGACAGAUGGAUAUAACCAAUGAACGUGAACAUUUAUUGAUCACCUAUCAUAUGCCACACCUUGCUGUGAGUCCUAUAUAUGAAGAGAGAGUGCCAUAUAUCAUAGUUCCCAGGGCAGGGAAAAAUGUUGACAGGACUAGGUAUAUUUAGUUUUGCAGAUGUUCUAAGGAAAUAUGAAAGAAGAUAGGCAACCAUGUCUCAGUGGCCCAAGAAAAUGUGGGCCUAAUGGAAUGAGAAGGUGGUGCCGACAGAGUCCCAAAACAAGGGGUCAAUUAAGUAAGUGUCCCUGCCAUUCUGUACCUGAAUGCCACAGUCUUGUUAUGCUGAUAACCCCCAAAUGUGUAAUUCUUGCCUCUUGCCUGAGCUUCAGACUCCCAUCCAACAGCCCACUGGAUAUAUAUCCACCUGGAUGUGACCCAGAGGUAGCUCAAACUCCUGUCGAAAACUGAACAUACUUUUCUCCCUAGACUUGCUCUUCCGCCUGUGUUCUCUCAGUUACCGGCACCACCAAACUGGAAACCUGGGAGUCAUCAUCCCAUAUAUUCAGUCCAUCACUAAAGACUGAUGUUAACUAUAAGUGCUGAUUGAUUCUACACACCCCACCCCACCCCACCCCCCCGGCUACUAACACUGCCACGUUUCGGCCGUCACAGCUCACCUGCACCGCUGUAACGGCUUUCCCCGUCUCUUGCUCCCAGCUUUCUCCUCUCCAGAACCAUCCUCCGCACAGUGCUGGGGAAGGGGGUCGCUUUAAAACAAAAAUCCACAGCCUACUGCUUGUAGUUCCUACACACCUAAUGCCGUGUGUCCCCUGUGCCUGGAAUGCCAUCCUGACCCACAUCUUCUUCCUCCCGCCUCCUUUAAAGCUCAGUCCAGGCAUCGACUCCUCCAGGAAGCCUUUGCUGACGGUCAUCCCAUUCCUCCCCAUUUCACCCCCGCCCAGUCAAUCUGGGGGACCCUCCUCUUUGCUCCCCAAAUGAAACUGGUUUCCUCGACUAUCGGAUUUAUGACACUAUUAUAAUCUUCUACUUCCAGGAGGGAUUUUUCUCUAGUAGAGUGUGAGCUCUUUGGGACCGGGGGCUAUUUAAUUUUUUUAAAAAAUACAUUUUUAUAUCCUCAGAGAACAUAUUAGGAACUGAAAGAAUGAACAAAGGGUUCCGGCAAUCUACUACUCCCUCUCUCCCCCAGAAACUGUAGAGGGCUUCGAGUCAUUUAAUGAAACUAGAUCCCAUGCGUUGGCAAUUUCCAGUUCCCUAGUAACACUGACUGAAGUUUUUUCAUAUAUGUAUCAAGAAAUAAAUUCAAAUACGGUGCUUUCAGUGGACUUUGCAUUUAUCCUAAGGUUCAUAGUAAAGAUAUUAUGUUACCUGUUAACACUAUAGCUACCUUUUUUUAAUUGAAAAACAAAAUUUUUACCAUCAGUACUCAACAGGAAGCAAUUACUCUCCACUAUAAUAAGAUUAACCCAACUUAAAACAUGUGUAAGAAUUAAGGGGAAAUGUCAAACAGAAAAUGAACCUAUACCGGGGUUGGUACAUGGUGAAAGACUGUGAACCAUACACAAAUGGGAGGUAUGUGGGCUUUAGGAGCUAUUCUUGUGCCCAGCUUAUUCUAUCUACACAAAAUCAUACAUGUUUAAACAGAAUUUGUAAUCUUUUAAUCACUUCUUUUAAAUCUGGUAAUAACCUAAAUAUCUUGAUCAUUUUUAUUUAAAUAAGCCAUAAUUCAUUAUACUUGAAAGUAUAUGUUAAUAUAUUGCAGAAAAUGAUUUGGUAUAUUACAUAUAAAAGUAAUGAAAUUUGGCUUGAUUUACCAUUAAGCCCUAAGCAAUUUUUCAAUCAGGCAUUAUGAGUUCUAACUUUUCCAAGAUAGCAAUUCUUUAUCUUUUUUAAUCUUAUUUUUUAUUCUUUUAUUGUUAAAUUUAUUGGGGUGACAUUGGUUAAUAAAAUUAUGAUAGCAAUUUUUGAAGAAACAUGAACCAAAAUCUGGAUUGGUUCAUGAACCAUAAUGUUAAGGAAAUGUUUUUUAAAUCAGAAAUUUUAUCAGAAUCAAUUAUUUAGAUAUAAGCAAAACAAUGAAAAUAAUCUCCAAACCAAAUCUACACCAAACUUGAAUUUAAUUCAGAGGAGGUUUGGGAUACAUAUUUUCAGCAAUGGCUGUGCCCCAGUUUGUAGCAAGGGUUUAGUAAAUACAGCUACACCCUCUACUAAUCCAGUGAAGUGUCCAAGAGGAGAAACAACUAUGGAAUUCUGACUACCGUCCGACCAAAUCCCCACAUCUCCCCGCAUUUAAGGCCCUUCCCCUCUCUCGUAUGUUCCUCAGAUUCUAAGUUCAGGUAUAACUCCUUUUAUAGAGAAACCAAUAUGCUAAAGGUUUUCAAGAUAGAAGAAAAGAUAGCACGUACGUGGAAAUAAAAUGUUUAUUGGGCAGGUGGAGCUCUGGGUUCAAACCCACCCCACAUUGUUUCCUUACCUGUAAAAUGAAGGCGUCUGCUUGACUGAUUCUGUGACUGUCAGCAGCAGUGGUGUAAGAGCCACACAGGUGCUGUUUUUGGUGCUUGCCCAGGUGGAGGAAGGAUAAUUAACACUCAGUGGUAUUUUAAAGGCAAUGUAACUUUUCCAGGACCAAAUCUUUUGCCUCAGAUACAAACAGAAUUGGUCUGAAAACUGAAAACAUUGUUUAGCUAGAAUAAUCAUUUAAUUAUAUUUAAGGAAACUUUCAUGAAGUAACUGAUGUACCUACUCAAAUUCUGUAAGAAUUAGUGAAUCUAGGUGGUGGGGGUUAAAGCAAUGUUGUUAACUCCUGCAGAUAAGUGUCAGUAUUGAUUCUGGUGCCUCAUUUGUCACAUUCAGACAAGCUGUUGAGCGUACUCAACAUUCUGUUCCAGAAGCAAGGUUGCAUGUUCUGCCUUCAGAAAGUAAAAAUAUCUGACACUUGAUUGGAAAUAUCUUUUCCUUGGGAAUCCAGAAAAAUGAGCAUAGCAUAUUGUCUCAUGGCAACAGCGUAAGUUGCUUACUGAAAAGUUUCUUUGUACACAGUGAAAAUACCAGUUAAUAUCUAUUUUAUGACAGAUCCCUUAUAUCUUCAUGACUUUACAUGGGGAGAAAGGGAGAAAAUCGUUAAAGAGGAAAAAAAUUUAACACCUAAAACAGAAGUUUGGAGAAAGUCUAACUUUGUUAUAGGCUUUUUCUCACUAAUAAGCAGGUAUUGUACUGUAUUGCUUACAAACUGUUUAUCAGGCUUUAGCAUAUGAACUACUCCACAUUUAUAGAUGUUUCACGAUGAUUUUCAGUUUUCUCGGUGACUUUCUAAUUAAGAACUUUAAGUGAGCAAAUUAAGACUGUAAAGUUUUAUUGGGUAUUGGCCAUGACUACCUCUGAACUCAGUAAAUGUAGACUGUUUCUUAUUCUCAAUAAAUUAAUAUUCAUGUAAACAAUGAA
Molecule: messenger RNA, 5113 nt
Organism: Miniopterus natalensis
Lineage: Eukaryota; Metazoa; Chordata; Mammalia; Chiroptera; Miniopteridae
Gene: CPM
Product: carboxypeptidase M
Biological process (GO): peptide metabolic process; protein processing
Molecular function (GO): metallocarboxypeptidase activity; zinc ion binding
Source: RefSeq, a predicted model, not a curated record